Molecule: messenger RNA, 1626 nt
Organism: Anoplopoma fimbria (sablefish)
Lineage: Eukaryota; Metazoa; Chordata; Actinopteri; Perciformes; Anoplopomatidae
Gene: taf11
Product: TAF11 RNA polymerase II, TATA box binding protein (TBP)-associated factor
Exons: 6
Coding region: 337-945 (202 amino acids)
Biological process (GO): transcription initiation at RNA polymerase II promoter; RNA polymerase II preinitiation complex assembly
Cellular component (GO): transcription factor TFIID complex; nucleus
Molecular function (GO): transcription coactivator activity; protein heterodimerization activity
Source: RefSeq, a predicted model, not a curated record
UUGUUCAAAACCGGAAACGGAAACCCCGGAAAUGCUAGCAACCAGCCCCGGAGAACUACUCUGGUGCUAUCGUUGAUUAAACACUAAGAAGUUGCUUAAAAUUCAAUUAAAUGUUGCAGCACAGUGCAGUUUCUCCACUUUAACGUUAUUUGUUAGCCUCCUUUGCUAACUAGCAUCCAAUACUAAGCUAAUGUUAUGUGUUAGCCUCCUUUGCUAACUAGCAUCCAAUACUAAGCUAACGUUAUCUGUUAGCUUGCUAUAGCUGCUGUUGUGUUGACGCCUAGCUGCAGAGAGGAGUCUGAAGCUGUUGGCCGGUAUUGGAGGGACUGAGUGAUUAUGGCCGACCCUGCACGGAUCAAACCUGAGGCUACACCUGAGAGAGCAGCUUCUGCUCAGGAGCAUCUUAAAGCAGAGGACGGUGAAGAUGAACCUGCCACAGCAAGACCUGCAGAUGUAAACAAACAGGCAUCCUCUGAAGAUCAGGCCAAAGAGGAGGGGAAAUCUGAAAUGGCAGCUGGGGAGGAUGAAGAAGAAGGAACCUCUGGCGAAUCCAAAAGACUGAAGGUGGAACCAGAGAAGAAAAAGGAGAAGCGCCAAAAGGUUGAUGAGGAUGAAAUACAAAAGAUGCAAGUUUUGGUGUCAUCCUUUUCUGAAGAGCAGCUCAAUCGCUACGAGAUGUACAGACGAUCUGCCUUCCCCAAGGCAGCUAUCAAGAGGCUGAUCCAGUCCAUAACAGGAUCAUCUGUGUCCCAGAAUGUGGUGAUUGCCAUGUCUGGUAUUUCCAAGGUUUUUGCUGGGGAAAUUGUUGAGGAAGCAUUGGACGUUUGUGAGAAGUGGGGAGAAACACCACCGCUCCAGCCCAAGCACAUGAGGGAAGCAGUGAGGAGGCUGAAGACCCGAGAUCAGAUCCCCAACACCAAGUAUAAGCAAAUUCUCUUUCACUGAGGCACCGCUGCUUAAUAUUGCAUGGUGGACGUGCCUGGGAUUUAAACAAUAGCGCAUUAGCUUGUGGAAGCAAUUGAAGGACCCGAGGCAAAAUCAGUGACUGGAAUAUCGAAGAAUGGUCAAUUCAGACAAGAUCAAGAGGUCUCUUAUAUGAAGGCAACUGUCAAAUGAAGUCCUCUCUGACCGGUCAUCAACCUCUAACUGUCAAGGUAAAUGCUUGAUGCAACAUACAGUGCAAAUGGUGUGAAAUUAUAUUCAUGUAUUAUGGUUGUAAAUACAGUAUGUUUUUUUUUACUGUUUUGGUCUUUCGCCUCAAUUAUUUUAAAGAACUGCUGAACUUUCUUUUGAUGUGUGUGUAUUUCCAAUGGUUUGACCCAAAAAUGUUUGGACCCUAUUUCUGAUUAUAAAAUCUUUAUUGAGUAUUUGACUGCAAUCAUUCAGCCCAUCGCAGAGUUGAUUUAGUUUAUCUGACAAUACCUAAAUAAAAAAUGUUUCAAGUUUUAUUUGGAAAUGUGUAUUCAAGUUGGACAAACUUCUAGAUAACACUACUAAAAUAAUUGGAGUGAGACUUGAACGUAUAACUUGCUGUAGAUUUUAUGACAAAAAACAUGGAUGCUAUCGAUAUUGUUUUGUAACACGGAAACAUGCAUUUUCUAUUAAAACUUAAAGGCACAACUGAAA